Molecule: messenger RNA, 322 nt
Organism: Phyllotreta striolata
Lineage: Eukaryota; Metazoa; Arthropoda; Insecta; Coleoptera; Chrysomelidae
Source: the annotation of a GenBank genome assembly
CGCCGUCAAUCUGAUACGGGUCGUCGUCGCGUUUGGACGGCAACAGAACAGAACCAGCGGCAGCCCGGCAACUGGAGCAUUCAAUUUUCCACGUUCAGUCGAGGAAGUUUUCACGCGCAAGUUUUCCAACGGUUAAGGCGUUCUGUUGAAAUUAUUUUGUGCCGGUUCUUUUGGUUUUUUUUUUGUUAUCAGAUUAUUCCAAAUCGAUCAGAAGUGGAGAUUUACUUUCGAUAACCGCAUCACAAUGCUUCUAACUAACCCCGAAUACAAAUCAGUAUAUUUCAACAAACCCAGUAGCAAUGUGACGAAGAACCGCUUUUAA